GCACAGCUGUCUCAGGCUUUAAAUGGUGUUUCAGAUAAAGCAAAGGAAGCUAAAGAAUUUUUGGUUCAGCUGAAAAAUUUACUGCAGCAGAUCCAGGAGAACGGGUUGGAUUAUGAAGCCUGUCUUGUCGCUCAGUGUGAUGCCUUGGUUGAUGCAUUAACACGACAGAAGGCAAAACUGCUCACAAAGGUGACCAAAGAACGUGAGCACAAGCUGAAGGUUGUUUGGGACCAGAUAAAUCACUGUACACUGAAGCUACGCCAGUCAACGGGACUUAUGGAGUACUGCCUAGAAGUGAUCAAAGAAAAUGAUCCCUCUGGGUUUUUACAGAUUUCGGAUGCUUUAAUCAAACGUGUUCAGGUAUCUCAGGAACAGUGGGUCAAAGGAGCCUUGGAGCCAAAAGUGUCUGCUGAGUUUGACUUGACUCUGGAUAGUGAACCUUUACUGCAGUCGAUUCACCAGCUGGAUUUUAUUCAGAUGAAAUGUAGGGUGCCACCCGUCCCAUUACUGCAGCUGGAGAAGUGUUGCACCAGAAACAACAGCGUGACGUUGGCCUGGAGGAUGCCACCUUUGAGCCACAACCCGGUGGAGGGUUAUAUCUUGGAGCUCGAUGAUGGAGAUGGUGGCCAGUUCCGAGAAGUAUAUGUUGGCAAGGAGACUCUCUGCACCAUUGACGGCCUUCAUUUCAACAGUACCUAUAAUGCAAGAGUCAAAGCUUUUAACUCAUCAGGAGUUGGUCCUUACAGCAAGACAGUUAUUUUACAGACGUCGGAUGUGGCGUGGUUCACCUUCGACCCCUCCUCAGCUCACAGAGACAUAGUGCUGUCCAAUGACAACCAGACUGCCACCUGCAACAGCUAUGAUGACCGGGUUGUUCUUGGCACAGCAGCCUUCUCCAAGGGCGUGCAUUACUGGGAGCUGCACGUGGACCGGUACGACAACCACCCGGAUCCAGCCUUUGGUAUUGCCAGGAUUAACGUCGUCAAGGACAUGAUGCUGGGCAAGGAUGACAAGGCGUGGGCCAUGUACGUUGACAACAACCGCAGCUGGUUCAUGCAUUGCAACUCUCACACCAAUCGGACUGAAGGAGGAGUUUCUAAAGGUGCCACUGUUGGUGUUCUUCUGGAUCUGAACAAGCACAGCCUGACCUUUUACAUAAAUGGGCAGCAGCAAGGGCCUCCAGCGUUUGAGAACGUCGAAGGUGUGUUCAUGCCUGCACUGAGCCUCAACCGAAACGUCCAGGUGACCCUGCACACAGGAUUGGAAGUGCCACAGUGUGUAAAACAACCCAAGUUGCCCAACAACUAA
Molecule: messenger RNA, 1308 nt
Organism: Merops nubicus (carmine bee-eater)
Lineage: Eukaryota; Metazoa; Chordata; Aves; Coraciiformes; Meropidae
Product: tripartite motif-containing protein 67
Exons: 9
Molecular function (GO): protein binding
Source: RefSeq, a predicted model, not a curated record